Messenger RNA from Nannizzia gypsea CBS 118893, 276 nucleotides. RefSeq lists its product as hypothetical. The coding region runs from base 1 to 276 and encodes 91 amino acids. NCBI's taxonomy places the organism in Eukaryota, Fungi, Ascomycota, Eurotiomycetes, Onygenales, Arthrodermataceae. The transcript has 2 exons. The record is from RefSeq and is a predicted model, not a curated record.
AUGGCUCUGAUAAAGAUCUCUUCCACUCAUCUUUCUAGUCAGCGGUUUACUCUUGUCCAGAUCCCGUUCUGCUAUUCGAGAAACGAUUUUAUGCACGUCUCGCGCGAGGAUAUACACCCAACAUGCAAAGAGAGAAAUGAAGGAAAAAUGAACAUUAAGAUGAGAAAGAGGAAAAAGGCGGAUAAUGAAAACAAAAACCUAAACGGGAUAAUGAUGUGGGCUAGGAAAUGGAAUCAAACAGAGGAGGUAGAGCUGGAAAAAGGGGAGGAGACGUAA